This is a messenger RNA of Lycium ferocissimum, 530 nucleotides long. RefSeq lists its product as uncharacterized. NCBI's taxonomy places the organism in Eukaryota, Viridiplantae, Streptophyta, Magnoliopsida, Solanales, Solanaceae. Bases 91 to 372 code for a protein of 93 amino acids. The record is from RefSeq and is a predicted model, not a curated record. The transcript has 2 exons.
AAAUCGUCCAAAAAAGAAACACAAGCAACAAGCACCAAAAAAAAAAAGUAACCGAUUUGGGAAAAAAAAUAUCUCGACAAAAAAUUAAAAAUGGAGGCAUCAAAGAAGCUUGUUGCAGUGUUUCUUGUGUGCAUGGUUAUGUUGUCAUCAACUGUGUAUGUCUCCAUGGCUCAUGAAGAAAGUAAAGCAGAAAAAAUUAAAGAAGCAUUUAAAACCGUUGCAAAUGAAUACAAAGAUUGCUACACUGACUGUCACAAAAAAUGCUCAGAUGAAGGAUUUGGAUACACUCAUUGUGAGAUGAAGUGUGACAGUGAAUGCACCGCUAUGUUGAUCAAAGAAAGAAUCGAGAAAAUGAAAAAUGAGAAGCCUUGAAGAUGGACCGAAGGAUGCAAAACAUUCUUUAGUAUGGCAAAUAUAGGGAAAGAAGAAUAAAACAGUGGUUUUUUUAUUUCUAUUUUAAUUCGUUCAUUCAUUUAUUUACCACUGUACUUGCAAUUUCAAGAUUCAAUAAAAAUUGUGUCUUUCUCUAA